This is a messenger RNA of Spirodela intermedia, 210 nucleotides long. The record is from the annotation of a GenBank genome assembly. Lineage: Eukaryota; Viridiplantae; Streptophyta; Magnoliopsida; Alismatales; Araceae.
AUGGCGCAGACCAGGGCCACUCCGUCGCGCGCGGCGAGGGCGAGGAUGUCGGCACAGGAGACGGUGGAGGGGCAGGCUGCUUCGACGCGGGUUUUAAUGUCGUCGAUGACGUUGAAGCCCCGAACGGAGUUGCUGUUCGGCCGUGCGGUCUUCUCUCCGGUGAACGUCGACGUGUCGUCCAGAAGGAUGGACGCGUCGCAGCCCUGGUAG